AUGUGUAGUCCGACAAUUAUACUGGAGAAAAUUGUAGAGAAAAUCGUUGAGACAGUGUUCCAAUCAGUGAGACGUCAUGUCGGUUUUAUUUUAUAUUACAAGCAGAACCUGGAGAACCUGAAAGACGAGGUGAAUAACCUUCAAAAGCAGAGAAGCAGCGUCAAAAGAGAAGUUGAUGAAGCCAACUACCGCGGUGAGGCCAUAAACAAUAACGUUUCGGACUGGCUAAAGUAUGUUGACGAGACUAAACAAGGAGUUGAAAAGUUUAUGAAGGACGAAACUGUUAAGGAAAACAUGUGCGUUAAUUUCUCGUGUCCCAACUUCAUCUCGCGUUACCGCCUGAGCAAGGAAGCCGAGAAGAAGGUGGUUUGA
Messenger RNA from Rhododendron vialii, 372 nucleotides. RefSeq lists its product as uncharacterized. The transcript has a single exon. The record is from RefSeq and is a predicted model, not a curated record. Bases 1 to 372 code for a protein of 123 amino acids. NCBI's taxonomy places the organism in Eukaryota, Viridiplantae, Streptophyta, Magnoliopsida, Ericales, Ericaceae.